GUUGUGUGUGUACAUGUAUCAACAUAACAGUGAGUCAUUCGUGAAGUGGCUUUCGAUUCGUACAGAUGUAAGUUCAAAACAAACUCAAGUUGAAUGAGCAUUUUCGGUUUGGAAGCGUUGUCAAUGGAGGAGGAAUAUUUGGAAGACGACUUUGAAGACGAUUUUGACGACGAAAUGGCCGACGAAACAUUUACGGUCACCGCGGAAGAAAUGAAAAAGAUCGAACGACAAGAAGAGCUUGACAAUGAGCAAAUGGAAACCGAAACGGUGAUCGAGAAAAAGCGAAAGAAAGUUGUGAAAUCUGGUGCAAGUGAUUCUGGUACGAAAAAGGAUCGCGAAUUCGACGACAAGAAAAAACUCGCUGAAGAAAUAUCGAAACACCCUCACAUUUUUGAUAUAAUCGAUCCAUCAUUUUGUGACAAACAGAAACAGCACGCCACGUGGAACCAAAUCGCAGUUGCGGUUAACUUGCCAGUGGACAAAUGUAUUUCUCAUUGGAACAGCCUAAAACGUUCAGCAAAAUAUUACGCUAAUGAUACUAAAAUUGCGUACAAAUCUGGUGCAAGUGCCGUGGAAAUGUCAAGCCAGACAUACCGAGCCGAAUGGCCAUUUCGUAACGUGAUGUCAUUCUACACGCCACCAUCAUUGCGAGAGGGCUGCGGAAAUAUUGUGUUAUCCAACAUCCAAGUGAAACCUCCAUCAACAAAAACCGAUAAUACAGCUCCCGAUUCACCAAUGACGGCGUCUGAUGCUGUUGACACAGUUUUUUUCGGUGAUGAUCGCUGCUACGAUCAAACACCAACAACAAAAGGAAAAAAGAGGGACCAGCUCGCUGAAAGUGUAUCGAUGAUGGCAAAUACGUUCUCUUCGUACUUCCAAUACAAAGCGGUGCCAGAACAGCAACCAAUGGAAUCUCCUGUGAAGCCGACACUAAAAUACCAGGAAAUGUGGUCGAACUUCGACAAAUUGGUGUCAAAACUGGAUGAAGACACAGUUGACGACCUCAAUAUUCAAAUCACCAAUCUAAUUGGUGCCGCGUUAAAAAAGAAACGCCAAGGUUAACAAUUUUCAUUUGCAUUUCAAUUUCAAUUCA
Sitodiplosis mosellana (orange wheat blossom midge) is the source of this 1093-nucleotide messenger RNA. RefSeq lists its product as uncharacterized. Bases 94 to 1062 code for a protein of 322 amino acids. Lineage: Eukaryota; Metazoa; Arthropoda; Insecta; Diptera; Cecidomyiidae. The transcript has 2 exons. The record is from RefSeq and is a predicted model, not a curated record.